Molecule: messenger RNA, 10673 nt
Organism: Anarrhichthys ocellatus (wolf-eel)
Lineage: Eukaryota; Metazoa; Chordata; Actinopteri; Perciformes; Anarhichadidae
Gene: egr3
Product: early growth response 3
Exons: 3
Coding region: 5095-6324 (409 amino acids)
Biological process (GO): regulation of transcription by RNA polymerase II
Molecular function (GO): DNA-binding transcription factor activity, RNA polymerase II-specific; RNA polymerase II cis-regulatory region sequence-specific DNA binding
Source: RefSeq, a predicted model, not a curated record
UUGUGUUACACCAGCUGUUAGGUUUUGAUGUUGCCCUGUAUCUCUGUCACGUGGUCUGGCGUAAAGGAUUUGGGGGAUAGAUUUUGACCUCACUGGGGAUUUCUUAUUAGUUUCCAACCACUGUCGGCAAGAAGAGGAAGACGGCCUGAUAUCACAACUCGUGGAAAGAGUUUAUUCUAAUUCAGGCACGGAAACACGUCAGGGCCAAAAAAAGGAAGUGGGAGGUGAAACCAAGACCGCAACACAGCCGGAUGCUGCAGUGGAACUUGAACCAAAAUACUCCGCAGUGACAGGGCAAGGGGGAGGGGCUUGUGGGGCAUGUGGUGUGUUGGGCGCAGGGAAGUUGCUGUUUGUGUCAUUGUUUAUCAUAUUUCCAUUGACCACUCUCUCCCCAAUUGGAAACAUUGAGGUGCUUUCAAGUCCUUGAUUGAUUUUUGUUUUUCAAAGUUAAAAGCUGCUCUAACACAGGUUGAAGCGUCCUUGAAUGUAACUUUGGGACAAUGAACCCGUUUUGAACUUUGUACAGUUGCAUAAGAGGCCUACCUGGCCGGUCUGUAGAGGAUGGUGUGGAUAAACUUUUCAACCCGUUCACAAGGAGAUACUUAGAUACUUUUCGGACUUCACGAGUCUUUGUAGAGGGUGGGUCAGAGAACCCCCCCAUGAGGAAUAUUGGUUUCUAACCAGCAACCCUCCUCUGGGAGGGGUUUGUAUCAAUACCCCAGAUGUCUGGAAAAGACUGGAUUUACAUGAGGGACUUUGAUGUUCUGAUGAUCAAUCUUUAGUUGGUGGUUUCAUUGACCCUAAUUUGGUGUCUCAUCAGUGGGCUAGGCAGGAGUAGGCAAUGGAGGUUUUUGUUCCUUUGGUGGUUAAGCCAGCCUUGGUAAACCCCUAUGUGCCCUCCCAAUGAACUCUGGGAGAUCAUUGAUCAAAUUGUCCUGCAUCUGCUUUGUUUGCGUCCCCGACUUAGCAGUCAAAGCAGCCGCAUCCACAAGCAGAACAACCAAAACAAUGCACAUAGGCCCACAGUUAGUCAGACAGUCCAUUGCUUUUGAAAAAAUGUUAAGUAUCUGUCAGCUGGAAUAUCGCUCUUGACUUUGAUUUACUCAUCUUAUUUGACUUAUGAAAUCACAUUUUGAACAAUUGGCAAGUGUAGUAUAAUUCCACACUCAUUGUGAGGCAUGCCAAGUGGGAGAGCAUUCUUCCAAAAACCACCUACUUGAAUCCAUCAGUACACCAUUGAAAUGCCAAGAUUUGUACUUCCAAAUACACUGUGCAUUUUUUUGUUUCUUCUUUAUAUCUCAGAGAUAUCCUGCCAAAACAGCUGGGUUUGCCACUCAGCUUCCUUGAAUGUGUUUAUUUUUACUCCCAAAUGUCAGGAGAGUUGAAAUAUUCUGAUUAAGAAAAACUGACAGCUGUAGUUCAACGGUGCACAGUAUAUUAGCUUCUCUGGAAAAAGCAACUGUUCACAUCCCCUGAUAAUAUGGGAAAGGCAUUUCAUAUUUUUUUAAUUUAUUCAAACUUAUAUUAAUUAAAAGGAAUUAGUAUAAUCAAUUCAAUUGCCUAACCGGCACUACAUGAUCUAAAAUGCAUGGAGUCUCCAUUCUUCUUUUCUCGCUGCUGCUGAAGAAGAAUAUUUAUUUCACUGGAGACUUCCUGUCGUUUAUCACUUGUUGAGAGCAGUGGCAAAAUGUGCUUGAGUGCGACAUCUGUCCAAUGCAUGUCAGCAGUGUGCUCUGCUGACCACUUUGCAUAUGUGUUUCUAUUGGCAGAAAUGGAAUAUCAAAUGAAUAUGUACGUUUUACUGUAGUGUACAAUCCCCUGAAAAUGAGAAUAGUGUUUUUGUUACCUAAGAAUGAGCCGUUUCUUUCUACCUACAGAGCGGGUCCUCUUCACGGAGUCCACCGUGUUUCUACAGUAGCUCCGAACGGACAAACCAAACACUUGCUCAAGAUAGGGCCAAUUGCAUUUUUGUGUCAGCCACUUUAGUUUCAUUUGGUUGCAAUCUGUAACGUCGCUGCUAUAUGUCACAAACUGAACCUUUAAACGCUUGUCUCCGCCAACAUUGACACCAACAAGGAACGCAGCAUUUUAAAGUGCAGCUUUUUGCUAAAGUAUGUCUGUGUUGGCCUUGUGUCAAAGCAGAUACCUUAGCAAAAAGAUGCACUUUCUCCUUUUAGCUGUGAAAAAGAAAACUCUGCACAUAACCAGACAGAUAGCAAUGACUGGGUAGAAGCUGAAUGAUGUUCCAUUUAAGCUAUUGCAAAAUACCGGACUUGAUAGGAAACUGAGGAAAUGUACCAUUAGCGAUGAUGUGAUGAUGAAAUGCAACAGAAAGCGUCUGCACAUUUCAUUAGGUGCUCCUCAGAAAUGUAUGACCAUUACACCUUUUUAGUCAAGCAUGUUACUUUAACUUUAUUUAGAUCAGAGAUUCUCAACAUUAUGACUUCAAAAUUUGAUGCAGGUCACCUGAAAUGAAAAAAGCUGUUGAAGAUAUAAAGACUUUUGGGGAUUAUUUACUUCAUCAUCAUUGCCAGCUGAUUAAACCUUAUUGGUAAACCUAAUAAAUAGAAGAUAUUUCUCAAGUCGCGCUGUCAAUAUUACAUUAAACUCGAUCAUAAAAAGAUUAAAGGUAUUUGCUUUAAACGGUAAUGCUAAAUAUAGUAUGUUCAGUUACUGUUGGUAUAACUGGGAGCAUUGUCUCUUUCCAGAUCUCUAACCAAUAGCAAGGAACAGCCGUUGUAGUCUUCUCCAUGAAGCCUGGAAAAAACAAAACUAAUUUGACUAUAUAUCCACAGUGCCAGGGCAGUUUUCCACUGUGCUUUAAAAUGAUGCGCUGCCUUCCAUGGAAUCGCCGUAUGCAAAGGAGCCUGGACGCUGCAGUCAAAGAGAUCUAACACGGCAAGCCGUCGACAAACAUUGCAGGCCUGCCCCGUGUGACCCGGCUCACGGUGGAGGAAAUAAACCUGCAACAGGUAGGUGUUCCAGCUGGGCUGGCCAACUUUCAAACCGCAGAGCCACACUAACGCUUCCCUGAGGAGACACAAUAGUACACACAGUAAAUCCCCACACUGACCUUUGGAGAUUCUCUCAUUUGUUUGCAUUCAUAAACACGACAGUCGACGCAGCAUUUUCCAUGGUUCUUCCACUACAUUGAUCAACCUGUGCAACUUCAUGGGCUGGACAAAAUAACAGGAACAACAGACAAAAUAACUCGAUAUGAUGCAAUAACCCUGCUAUAAAUACGGCCUUUUAUACGCUUAUAAUAAUCGUUAUGUUUUAAACUGUGUCAUUCAUGAGGCCAUAGGUCAUGACAUUGUUCUGCAUUACAUUAUACUUUUAUUUAGUCCAAACCAAGUAUAUGUAAUACAUUGUUUAAUUAUGCAGUGGUAUACAAAUAUGGACUGAAUUCACAUGUCGAUACAUUCACUCUCCAGAGAUGUGGUUUUUGUUAAAGUCAAUUCAGAAGGUAUCUCACUAUUUAACAUUUUAAUAUUCCUUCUAUAAGAGCUCAAACACAAAACAAAUCGAUAUAUUAAUUGAUGGUGCCUUUGACCUGGACUUAUGUUCAAAAAGUGAAGCAGAGAGGUCUGAGUGAGGCAGUAUGAGGCAGAUGAUUAAGUCAACAGAAAAUGUAUCUUUGGACGGACACAAUAGUGUUAAAGUUUGAAUUAAGUCCACCAGGAUCAUUGUUAUCUAUUUUGUUGAUUCAAGGCACAAGACGGUGAACAAGACACCCUGAGAGGAGCCUGUGCUGCCCCCUGGUAUGACUGCUACUCAGAAAACACACACGGACAUACACAUGGAUGGAGGACUCGCCUGUGUUGCCAUAUUGGUGAAAAGCGAGCCAUGACGCGUUGUCCACUGACAUCUCUUUGAACGUCUGUGGCUUCCGAUCACUUUUCCACUUCUACUUCACCCGGAACUCACAUGUCCAAAUACAGACAUGAAGGGGCGGGGCCGGACACUGCCUUUUUUGGAGUUUCCACUUAGGCGGUCACUUGGGCUCCAAGUCAAAGCAAGUCUGUGGAUUUACAAUGCGCCUGCAAUAUUUACAAGCGAUUAACUCCGUCAAUUACCCGUCUUUGUGAGUGUUGCUGCAUGAAAAAGCGGUUUGAACCAGUGUUCAGCAAUGCAGGACGGCACUAAGCGUUUGCACGUUCACCAGGAGCAAAAUGAAAGCAGAGUCGGGCUUCUUCUGUCUUGAGUUUAUUUGGACGAAAAGUAAUCGAAAAGAAAAAUCUAAUCAACAAUUCAAGAAAUAAACAUAGUCCAGUAUUUCGUCAGUAUUGGUAGAAUAUGAAUAAACGGCACUCAGGCCUAACUCAUGACAUAAAGUAGUGUGUUUUACGAGUGGCAGCCCCUACAGCCACAACACACUCUUUCUCUCUCACUCACACACAGCUGCGUAAAAAGCUCCCAGUGUGCCUGAUGGUCCACAAUGGACAUCAUAAUGCCUGAUAAUAAUAAAGAUAACACGCUGUUGAAUCACUGUAAUGGUUUCCACGAGGAUAGGAACAGUGGAGAAUCGGCUCAUCAUGAAGAAGGACGCAGCUGGAGGUGCCAUGUAGUGAACUUUGUAUCUAUCUAUCUAUCGGAGCCUUGUGCCUCCACUGUAGUUUCCACCGACUGACGCGCGGAGAGCCUGGGCGCUUGGCGCUCUGUCCAUAUAUGGUCAUCUACGUCACGCAAAUGUUCCAUCCCCCUAUUUAAUACAAGCAGACUGGAGUCCCCUAUCCAGCUCCAAUAGAGCGAGUAGAGCUGCUCUUGUGCAACCAACACCACCACCUCCUCCAUUGAUUCACAGACUUCAAAUUCCCCCACAAGCAGCCCAUCAGCUUCCACAGUGAUCAGAUUAAUAACAACAGUAGCCUGUGAUCACACAGGAGGAGAUAACCGGCGCUGCUCGUCCUCCGCGGGAUACUUGGAUAAGCUACAGCAACAGGAUCCAUCCCUGCUCCUCUCUCCUCUUUUUUUUUUGUCACUCCUGGUCCACACCUGUGUUUUCCACUUUGAGAACACACGCUGUUUUUUGUGUAACUACUUGGAUACCUGCACGUUGUCCUUUUUAUAAAUGUCGGACUGAAUAUAACUGCUAUGACAGGGAAACUAGCGGAGAAGCUCCCUCUUACGAUGAGCAGUUUAAUAAACACGAUCCCUGACAGUCUCUACCCAGAAGAGGACAUCCCGGCAUCUAUGAAUAUCUUCACCAGUACGGAAUCUAUUAACCACUAUUCACAGAUGAAUACAGAUAAUAUCAUGGAUCUGGGCAUGGGAAGCGAGAAAACAUCCGCUGAGAUUCAGUAUGGAUCCAGCUUCCAGUCCAACCGCAGCGGGCAGACUGUCACUUAUCUGGGGAAGUUUGCCUUUGACACUCCUCCGUCAGGUGGCAUUGGUGGCUCUGGCUGGUGCUCUGACAACAACAUCAUCAGUCUUGUCAGCGCAGGGAUCCUGGGCGUUUCUCCAUCACCCGGCACGGUAACAACGCAGACAUCCUCCUCUGCAGCCGGCAUGGGACAGACGUCAGAUAUGGAGCAGGUUUAUGGUCCGCCACUGCCUGCCUACUCCACCUGCAGUGACCUGUACCAGGACCAGGUCUCCUUCCACCACAGCCCUGCCACCAGCACGGCUCUAGCCUACCCUGGCAAUGACUAUCACUCCACAUCCAAAGCCUCCAUGGAUGGCAGCCUUUUCUCCAUGAUCCCCGACUACAACCUUUUCCACCAUCAGGGGGAGGUUGGAGUGAUGGAGCACAAGCCCUUCCAGACCAUGGACCCCAUUAGAGUCAACCCUCCACCCAUCACACCCCUGGAGACCAUCAGGGCUUUCAAAGACAAACAGCAGAUGCACCCAGGUUUCAUCGGCGGGCAGCAGCACCCUCCUCAGCACCACCCACCGCCACAGACUCUCACCCUCAAACCCAUCCGGCCACGGAAGUACCCCAACCGUCCCAGCAAAACCCCCGUCCACGAACGGCCGCACGCCUGUCCGGCGGAGAACUGUGACAGACGCUUCUCACGCUCAGACGAGCUCACGCGUCACCUUCGCAUCCACACAGGUCACAAACCCUUCCAGUGCAGGAUAUGCAUGCGCUCCUUUAGUCGGAGUGACCACCUAACCACACACAUCCGCACACACACAGGCGAGAAACCCUUCUCCUGUGAGUUCUGUGGGCGCAAGUUUGCCAGAAGCGACGAGCGAAAGAGACACUCAAAGGUUCACCUGAAACAGAAGGACAAGAAGCCAGCUGACAAGAGCAGCGGGGCGGCUGGGAGCCACAGCUCGCCACCCAGCUCCUGUGGGGGGCCAACAGUGGGAACGUCAUGACCGUCACUACGUGCGCUUGGACUGGACCCUCUCCAUGCCUCAUAAAGAGACUAAGGAAGAAGGGAUCACGUCCACUAUGAGAUAAAUAGGUGACUCUUUUCCUCUCUUUUACAUCCCCUGCUCUUUUCAGUUGCCUUUAGUUUAAGUAAGAGGGGAAAGGCUGCUACGCCCUUCUCUUUCAAGUAACUCAGAGCCUCAGCUACUGUAACACAGUGCCAGCACAAAGAAGGGCACCUUGGCAUAUUCUGUCCACAAGGUCAUCCUAUAGGGUUUUCGGGGUGGAUACACUUUUGUAAAUUUUACUGAGAAUUUCUAAAUUGGAAGGAAGCCAGAAUCCAUCAUAGGAGUCAAAAAAAGACACAAUUACAAUGGAGUUUAGUUAAAGGGUAAGUCGUCUGGGAUGUAUGCAUUAAUUUUAUUAGGCUGUUUAAAGUGCAAUUGGUUAUAUUUGUGUACUGUCAUGGAUACCUUAUUAGUGGCACUUGGAUGUCUUUUUGUUGUUUUUGUUGAGGUGUCGUGUUUUUUUAUUUUCUAUUUGAAUGUUGUUUUCUCAAAAGAAUGUGCCAAAUGUGUUGUGGUGAUACAGCCAACCUUGUUCUUAUUAUUGUGCCUGACAUUUGCCAAACAUAGCAGUGAUAUCAGCUUAGCACACAUGUUGAGUUAAAGGAAAGAUCAGAUUCAAGCAGCGAAUCUCAGAUUUAGAUUCAUUUGGUCUAGAAAAUGGUUGAAAGGGUUACACAAAGCAAACCGAUGUCUUGUCCUGUUACCUGUACUUAUAAAACAAACAUGCCUGCAGCAAUCAAUGCCUUUGCCAAUACUUAUUUAUUUAAUAGUCACUGAGAGACACUGUGUAUUUUUGUUGCCUUUUUAUAUGGUGGCUUUAUGUGAUGUUACCAGAUAUAAUUUCUGAUUCUUUUUUUUUUAAAAGCUCACCAAUAGUGUUCAUUUUUCAUUUUUCUUGAGUUCUGCAAUUAUAUGCAAUAUAUUCGUGACAUAUGCCACCAACCCGUAAAUAAAAUUAACUAAGAGCACAGUUACACAUACUGAACUACUUACAGUAAAUACAUGACACUGGGUUGCAAACCAGCAGUAUAUGAAAGCAAAGAUGAAAGACGGAUCCACAGUGUAAAAGGACUAAACUAUUUGGUUUAAAUUACCAAACAAUGAACGGCAUAUGGUAAGGGGAAAAUUUAAAUGUCCAAAUCCAUGUUUACAUCUUUUCUAAUGCAGAGUGACUGAGACUGAGUUGUAAACUAAGGACUUGUUGUUUUUGUACAUUAUACAAACAUGUAUGCAGGUAGCUACAGUAGAAGUUACACUUUUGUACUCAAAUGUCAAAUGCACCAUAAUUCAGUAUUAAAUUGUGCAUAUAUGUGCAUGCCUUCAUGCACACUAUGUAAAUACAAAUGUCUGCAUAAACAAGAACUUUCAAUUGACUGGAUGCUUGUGCGGAAUGUGUCUUAAAGCUUUUAGUAAUGUAGUUAUAAUACAGAAUAUUUUGUUGUCCUAGGUCAUUGCAAACAUUUUUGGAGCACUGUAAUGGUGCCCAAUAUGGUGUAUUAUCUUCCAUAAAAGAAAAAAGAAUAAUAGCAUUUGCACCAUUUGUACAUUUUAAAGUGGUAACUGGUUUAAGGAAGCACUAAUGUGUUCUCUGAAUAAACAGCAAGAUUUCUUACAUUUUGUUUAUCUCCAUUAUAGUCGCAAUCAGUUACUUCAAUUAACACAUCUUCCCCGUUGCAGAGAAAACACCGGUUGUCGGAUAGACAGGAGACUAAAUGAUUGGACGCUUUCUUCUACAAAACCCUUACAGAGCAAAGCCAAUAUGUUUUCACAUUCCUUAAUGGUCUUUGUCUUGAUAGAAGGAAAUUACUCUUAUUUCAUUCAAUGAAAUAUUUUGUGCAAGCUCAUCUCCCCCAUUAGCUUCUAUGGGAACUUAAAAGUGUCACAACAAAGAUCACAUUUGAUUAAACCUAUAUUCCCUUUUUUUUUCUAAAUAUAUUUGUUUUAACCAAUCUCUGUGAAGCAGGAAGGGUUUUUAUCACUAAGACUGCACAAUGGCCCCGUUUUGAGGUGUAACAACCUUGUUUAAGUGUGAAGAUAGUUUCUGAUUUUAUCACUCAAAUACAAGAUAAAUUUCAUCUUCUACUUUGACCGACGGUUUUUCUGGUAAUUGGCUGUGCUCUCUGAAUAUUAAGGAUUGUGUGCUGUGUGCGAGGCAGAGAAUUUAUACAAACACAUUGUACAUAUUGUGUCAGUAGACACGGCAAUCAGAGUUAAAGAGAAUAUCGACUGACAAAAGCAAAGGCCAAAAGAAAGGUUCAGGAAAGCAGUGCCACAGAGAACACAGUGCACACAGAAACAAGCUUCCAAGGCCACGCUUUGCCUUUCCUCUAACAACCAGUUUUCACUGCUGAGCUUCCUGGCAAGUGUCCACUUAUUUUCCAAUUAAUUUGGCCUCAGAGAUUCUUUUCUCAACUCGUCCAUGUGGUUAAAUGAACAGACCUCUUUGCACUGUUUCAGAUAGUUUAAAAAUCCACACACCCUGUAACAUCAAACUGUAAAUCAAUAGUUUUGUGUCAUUAAAAAAAAAUGGUUUAUUGCAUGGAUGGUCCAUCAACAAAUAAAACUUUUCUGAGCUUAUCCCACUAAAAGGCAUGUGACUACACAACUGAACAAACUGAAAAUGUAACUUCUUACACAUUACAUUACACAGCAUUCCUCAAGCCCGAUCCCAGAUGAUUAGCUCGAUAAUAACCAAUAUUCAAACAUUAUAUUUCAGUUUCCCAGGUUAAAUAUUGCUAUGAGUAAUGGCAAACAUCAUGUAGCAGACAGCCUCAUUGAGUCAGCACAAAAGAAUAUAUAUAGUAUAUGACGUGAUAGGAAAUACAAAAUGUUUAUGUAGAAUAAUUUGAUGUUAGACACAAUCCAUUAUAGACUCUGACUUAUUUUUAAUGUAUUUGACCAAAAGUGAUGCUCUUGAUUUGACACGUUGCUGGUUAGAAUGGACGGUUUUAAUUAUAAUAUAUAGAAUGUGGCCUCCUCUGAGAGAAAACUGUGUUUAUGUUUGCUUCCUGUUGAGGGACGAUGCAGAGUGAGGCGGAGAAUACGCCAAACUAUUUCCAUGUCUAAAUGAAGCCAUGUAAUUAGAACUCAAUAUUUCAUCAGUCAUAUCCUCUCACUGUGCUGGUCACUUUUGUUUUGUGACACUUUUGUAAUGGACAGGUACAUUUUGUAAAAUGUAUAUGAUCCCCUGCAUCCCACUCCUUCAAUAUAGUUUGGUGGUUGAACAACAAUACAGGCUGCACCAUGUUCUGCUGAACAAUAAUCCUUCUGUGUAAUGUGUGAAUGCUAUAGAUAUAUGUCAAUGACUUUUUAUACAAACUCGGAAACAAUCCCCCUCUUAUAAAUGCUUCUCCAAGAAUAAUUUAUUUACUGUUUUUUUUUUUUUUUAAUGUUUUAUUGUCCAAAAGUGGGCGGCUGAACGCUCUGAAAUUGGAAUUUGCCUCAUCCUCGUUCUCUGCUCCACAUUGGAUCUGAGCCAACAUCAGCAGCCAUCUUUGUGCCAAACUGGGUUGCAGGGUUGGAUGAUCAAAAACAAUAUGAGAUGAGAACUCCACAGGAGAAACAAAUCAUAAAUGUGACCUCAGUCGGCUUGCAGUUGAAGGCAGCCCUGUGCUGAUGUUUGUGUUAAACUGUUUGAUUUAGUCUCUGUGACGUUGGCCUUGGGCAGGGCAAUAGGCUUGGGCUCUUUUGUGACAAUAAAUAAUUACAAGAUUUGUUUUUUUUUUUAAACCCUCAUGUUUGAAGAGAUUUCAAUAAUGUGUAGAUAUUAUAGGCUACUCAUGUCAUCUUAUGGACUACAGGGUGGCUUCAGGGAUUUUGUGGUCUUCAACGGUGACACUAUGGUGUUCAGAUGGAGUCGAUACUCACUGUUUUCUGUUGUGUUGUGUUUUCUUUUCAUUACAGUAUAUCCUCAUGUUUGCAUGUGCACGGAAAUGCUACCCUCAGAUGCUGUGGGUGGUGCUCAUUUCUUUAUUAUGCAUGAAAAUAAGUCACAUUGGGUGAAAUGGGAUAAACCCAACAACAAUUCAAGAUAGACAAUUGAAAACACACACUGGGAUAACUGUUCUGUUUUUUUUUUUUGUUUUUUUUUAAAGAAAACAAGGGGUCUUGUUUAAAAUGUUGUGGAUGUCUUUAGCCUAUUUCAUGUUUUUAUUACCUUAUAAUAAGGUAAUUUUAUGAUGAGCUGAAUAUUGAAAUGAAUUUUACUAUAUCCUUGUGAUGGGGAGAUGUGCUCCCCUGUUUACUUGGCACUUCAGUUUGUUGUAAUGCAAUUGUUUUGUUAUUUC